GACUUUCAGAGCAUCCGAUCCCACUCCUCCGGCGCGCCCCUUCCCCCAUGCUGUGGAACUUCCUGGGAGCCUUGGCUCGCCGGCUCGGCUGGGCACCGAGCGCAGACGUGGUGCACGGGUCGGAGGCCCCACAGGUGGAUGAAGCAAUGACUAUAAGUGUUCUUCCCAAAUUGAAAAUCUGUUCUUUUUUUUGAAUAGGGGGACUUCCCAACCACUCAAUCGAUUUGUUGGUUUUCGAUUUUUCCAGAGGUUUCUGGGGCGUUCCGGCAUUCACAUACGCACUUUGAUCUAGGACGCAAGAAUUCUGCUUGGUGGUGUGAAAACGAGCGAAUCCCGGUGAAGCACCAUCGUGCCGAAGGACCAGCUGGAGCAGCACUGCGCUCGCUCGCGCAGUCGAAGCCGAAGUCGCGAGAAGCAGGAGAGAGCGGAUGAGGAUACGACGCCCAAAGAUGGCCGAACGACACCGCGACCGCUGGCUGAAGGAUUUGUAUCUCCUUGGCACACAAGUGGAUGAGCACCACUGUUUUAGACGGUGAAGAUAUCUUGGCUCUUGGUCGGUUACGAUCAAAUGAUGUGCAUUAGGACCACUUCAUCGUGUGUCUUGCAACAUGUGUAUUGCCAGUGCAGUCAUGUUGAAAGACCCUUUUCUUCUUGGCCUUACUUUCACGUUUAGGCCGCCCGAAAGCAGCUGCGGAAGACGAAGAAGCUCCAAAGCCGAGCUUCCAGGGGUCUCCUGCGGCCGCGCCGGGCGCGCCAGCGCCCACGGCGCCUGCAGCGCCUGCCGCAGCGGCUCCUCCUAUGUCGGAUGCCUUGGAUGUUCCACUCGUUGUGAGUGGCGGUCAGAAUCAGACCAUUCGUGAAAUUGUGAGAGGCACCUAUUUCCGCAGUGGCAGCAACCACGGAAAGCCCGUCUACAAGAAGAAGCGUGAGGUGAUAGAAGACGAUGAUGAUGAUUUGGAUGUUUUGAUAUACUUCUGGGAUGAGCGAGAUGGUGAUGAAAAUUGUGGCUGGUGGUUCAGCCCCAGCAUUGGUGGCGACAUGGUUUGGGCAUACCACCCCAGUCGCAAGGCUGCGAUGCCACCUUCAGCGGCCUGGAAUGUGCCGCACGAUGGGGCGAUCGACUCGAGCUUCUCGGUGACUCCACAGCGAAGCGCCGAGGCGAGAAGCAGGAACAAGGCGAAGAAGGAAGAGCCUUCGAGUGCGCCACGAGAGAGCAGUCGAAGCCGAAGUCGGCAGAAGCAGGAGACGGCGGAGAAAAGACAGACGAUGCUCCAAGAUGGCCGAACAAAGACAUUGAAAGGCAACGUGAAAGCAAAGGAAUCCGCACCGGCUUCCGCGGCUUCUUCGGCUUCUGCGGCUUCCGCGGCUUCUGCGGCAGCGCAAGCAAAUCCCUUGGAUGUUCCACUCGUUGUGAGUGGCGGUCAGAAUCAGACCAUUCGUGAAAUUGUGAGAGGCACCUAUUUCCGCAGUGGCAGCAACCACGGAAAGCCCGUCUACAAGAAGAAGCGUGAGGUGAUAGAAGACGAUGAUGAUGAUUUGGAUGUUUUGAUAUACUUCUGGGAUGAGCGAGAUGGUGAUGAAAAUUGUGGCUGGUGGUUCAGCCCCAGCAUUGGUGGCGACAUGGUUUGGGCAUACCACCCCAGUCGCAAGGCCCUGACCCCACCUCCAGCCGCCUGGAAUGUGCCACACGACAUGCCGAUCGACGUGACCUUCUCGGUGACCCCGGCGGCGGAUACGCGCGCCUGAUGCGAGGGCCUGACGUGGAUGCAGCGAUCCUGCCUUGCCGAUGCCUUUUCACACAUUCAUUUUUCGCGUUCACAUGAUGGUUCUGGAGGG
This is a messenger RNA of Durusdinium trenchii, 1836 nucleotides long. The record is from the annotation of a GenBank genome assembly. NCBI's taxonomy places the organism in Eukaryota, Dinophyceae, Suessiales, Symbiodiniaceae.